GAAGUGGGGAGGGGGCUUGCCCAGCCGGCUCCCCUCUGGAACCGCCUCCCUCUUUUCUGGGUCCCCUGCCCGGCGCAGGGGGUUGAGGGGUUUGAGGGCUUUCAGUGCCCCAAGGGCUGGCUGGCUCUUGCCCCUCCCUAUUACCUGGUGUAGGGCCUGGGAAGAAGCCCCAGUGCCUGUCUGGGGCUUCCAAGGCUCCCAUUCCACCAAACGCCCCCUUCAUCCUGUGACCUUGACGGUGCCCUUUGAUGGGGCAUCGGUCUAGUUUGUCCAUGAAUUCUCUUGAGGUCCAAGGGGGGCUGCAAGCUCAGAGGGGCAGAGAAAGGAUUCUGAGGGGCUGGGGGACCCUAGCAUGAGAUGGGGAGCCCUAAAAUCAGGGAGGGGAGGGGUCCUGUGGGAUGGGAGAGAGAAGGACCAGAAAUUUCACCUAAACUUUCUCCCUGCCCACAAACCCAGCCAUUGGGCACAAAGAGGUGGCCUCAGUCUGGGCCAGAGGUGGGGAGGGGCAGAGAGCCGGGGUUGCAGGCCCCUGUGGCCGCCUGGAGCAGCUGCCCACCCCCAGACACAGGAAGUGAGAGGGAAGUGUCUCUGGCCGGGUCUCCCCGCUUGUCUGAGACAGGCACCAGGCGGUAAUGACUCACAGUUCCCAGUACAAAGGUAAGACCACUUCUGUGCUCGGGCAGAGGUGAAGCCUGGGCCGGUGGCCCCAUCUCUGCUCUGCCCUGCUUGAGUCUUCUGGAAUGGACAGCCCUGCCAGCAGGCCAAGCCACCCCUGGGCCUGGGCCUGCCCAGCCCCUGGGGACCUCAGUCUGUUUGUGUGCAGGAAGUCCGGACGUGAGUGCUUGAAAAUGCCAGUGGAUGCCUGUGGGUCUUGAGACUUCAUUGGCAUCGGAGGUCUGCAAUUAUCCUGUGUGCAUCCCAGGGCUGGUCCAGGAAGUCCUACCUACCAAGCACCAAGUGAUGUAACAGCCAGGAAGAAUUUCACCCACCGUUCUACUCCGCUGCCUGCCGCCUGCCCUGUCCCUCCUGCCAGGCCAGCUCUGGGAAGUGGGUGAAAGGAGCUGCCACGGCCAACGUGUGGGCCUCUGGCUGCCUGCCAGGGGGCGGUGCCCCUCCUUGAUACCUGUGGCUGCAGCAGGAGGAAGGGACAAGUUUCAGCUGCCCAGGGGAGGCAGCAGAUGGGCAGGAGAGGCUGGCGGCCUGCAGGCAGCCAACUCCACUCCGUCCCCUCCCCAGGUGGCCCAGGCAGUGGUAGCCUGGCGGCGAAGGCCGUGGUGGCUGCGUUGCUAGCCGAUGAUGCCCCGGGCCCUGGAGCGCGCAGAGGGCCCCUGGGCCUGGGUGGUGCUGCUGGCCACCGUGGUGACACAGGGCCUUACCCUGGGCUUCCCCACCUGCAUCGGCAUUUUCUUCACCCAACUGCAGCGGGACUUUCAGGCCAGCAACAGCGAGACCUCCUGGUUCCCCUCCAUCCAAUUGGCUGUGCUCCAUGCUGGGGGGCCCCUGUGCAGCAUCCUGGUGGGACGCUUCGGCUGCCGGGCAACGGUGAUGCUGGGGGGCCUGCUGGCCAGCCUGGGCAUGGUGACCGGCUCCUUCUCCCGCACCCUCAGCCAGCUCUACGUCACGGCGGGAUUAAUCACAGGCCUGGGCAUGUGCUUCAGCUUCCUAUCAAGCAUCACCAUGCUGGGCUAUUACUUCACCCGCCGGCAGGCACUGGCCAAUGCGCUGGCCUCAGUGGGCGUCUCCUUGGGCAUCAUGCUCUGGCCCCUGCUCUCCCGCUACCUCCUGGAGGAACUGGGCUGGAGGGGCACCUUCCUCAUCUUCGGUGGCGUCUUUCUCCACUGCUGUGUCUGCGGGGCCGUGCUGAGGCCCGUGGCCACCACCGUGGCCCCUGAGACCAGAGAAGGGCCCCCUCCACCUUCCAAGACGCCUGCGCCUGGCUGCCUGGCAGCGUGUGGCCGGAGUAUCCAGAGCCACCUGGCCUUCGACAUCCUGCGGCACAAUGCCAGCUACCGCGUGGUGACGCUGGGUAUGGUGUGGAUGAUCUUGGGCUUCCCGCUUCCCCACAUCUUCCUGGUGCCGUACGCCAUGCAGCACGGGGUGGAGGAGCACCGGGCCGCCCUGCUCAUGUCCAUCAUUGGCUUCAGCAACAUCUUCCUGAGGCCCCUGGCCGGCCUGGUGGCGGGCCGGCAGGACUUCACCGGCCACCGCAAGUACCUGUUCAGCCUGGCGGUCCUGCUCAAUGGGCUCACCAACCUGGUGUGCACGGCAUCGGCCGACUUCCGGCUGCUGGUGGGCUAUUGCCUGGUGUACAGCGUGUCCAUGAGUGGCAUUGGCGCCCUCAUCUUUCAGGUCGUCAUGGACACUGUCCCUAUGGACCAGUUCUCCAGAGCCCUGGGCCUCCUCACCGUCCUGGAGAGCAUUUCCAUCCUCAUCUCCCCGCCGAUGGCUGGGUUCCUGCUGGAUGCCUCCAACAACAACUUCACCUACGUUUUCUACAUGUCAAGCUUCUUCCUCAUCUCAGCCGCCCUCUACAUGGGUGGCAGCUUCUGUGCCCUGCGGAAGAAGGAGAGGCAGGCCAGGAGGGCCGCGGCAGAAGCAGCCAUCACCGAGGCGGCCCCAGAGCGGGACCUUUCCCCAGAGGGCACAGACGGUCCCAGCAAGCGGCUGUGCCCCGAGAUCAUGUAUGUGACCAGCGUCUGAGCCCUGAAGUCGGUCAGUAACCACUAUCUGAGACCAGGAACGGCACUUCCAGUUGCAUCACCAGGGGCUGCGGCCUUGGAGGCUGGCCUCCGGAGACGUGGAGUUCUUUCCAACCAGCAGAAUCCAGCAGUGGCUUCUUCUUUUUCCCUUGGGUUCCACCAACCUGGGGCCUGGGAAGGGGGGCCCGAGCCUUGCUUGGGUCUGUCACAGCCAACUCUGCUCAGCCAGCUGCCCCUACAACUCAAUGCCUGGAUGCCUCCAGGGUGAUCUCACUUUGUCUUCCAGACACUUCCAAAGAACUCAUCCCACCCACCCUUCCCAAGUGACCCAGCCCCUGCCCUUGGGCAGCCACGGCUGGCACUGGCUGCCCCCACCACAGGUUGCCUCCCACUGACUGGACACCUGGAAGAAGGGGCCAGUGAGAGAACAUGCUGUGGCCUGUGGGGGUGGAGGGCCGGGCUGAGGAGCUGACCUGGACCCAGGGUUUGGACAGAGUAAACACUGCAUGGAGUCCC
Choloepus didactylus (southern two-toed sloth) is the source of this 3215-nucleotide messenger RNA. It is a transcript of the gene SLC16A5, whose product is annotated as solute carrier family 16 member 5. NCBI's taxonomy places the organism in Eukaryota, Metazoa, Chordata, Mammalia, Pilosa, Megalonychidae. The record is from RefSeq and is a predicted model, not a curated record. Gene Ontology annotation, molecular function: monocarboxylic acid transmembrane transporter activity. The transcript has 5 exons. Gene Ontology annotation, biological process: monocarboxylic acid transport; transmembrane transport. The coding region runs from base 1294 to 2700 and encodes 468 amino acids.